Molecule: messenger RNA, 9375 nt
Organism: Patella vulgata (common limpet)
Lineage: Eukaryota; Metazoa; Mollusca; Gastropoda; Patellidae
Product: glutamate receptor ionotropic, kainate 2
Exons: 17
Coding region: 425-3094 (889 amino acids)
Biological process (GO): synaptic transmission, glutamatergic; monoatomic ion transport; modulation of chemical synaptic transmission
Cellular component (GO): postsynaptic membrane; plasma membrane
Molecular function (GO): transmitter-gated monoatomic ion channel activity involved in regulation of postsynaptic membrane potential; glutamate-gated receptor activity
Source: RefSeq, a predicted model, not a curated record
GAGGAUAGAGUAUUAUAGUAAGUAGUGAUGAUGUAGUGGCUUGUAUUGGUAUUAGCUUACAAUACACUCUACACAUCAGUUUCAAACCGUGUAUUAUCACAGUUCAAAGUCUCUUAUAGUGCUGUUGAAAAACUUUCGCCAAUCAACUUUAAACACAUCGCGUGUCUUUUAAUACUUUUCUGCGGGAUUGUAAAGAAAAAAAGUUGUUUUCAAUUGUUUAUGUGUUAAUAUAUUGGAUAGCCGUUGUGUGGAAGUUAUCGUAUAUUAUUGGAGCAGCAAAUUAUAAAUAAACAUAUCGAAGGAGUGGUGAACAAUUUCAGAUGGCAGAAUAAAUGGAAUGUAAGUGGCGGAGAACAUCGAAGUUGAGGAACGAGGAGCAUCGAAUAUAAACGGGAAUAGCCGAAGUUAUUUGUAAACUGUCGGAAUGUACCGGACUAGCGUGUUUUUAGGUGGAAUUGUGUUUUACGUGUGUUUAAAUGUCAUUCAUGGAUUACCGGACAAAUUAAGAGUCGGGGCGUUGUUUGAACCAGAGUUUGAAGGACAGAAACAAGCGUUUGAGUGGGCAGUAGAGCAGAUUAAUUUACGAACAGAUAUUUUAGGUGAAAGUCUGGUUCUCGAUGAUGAUCAGAUUGUCCAGGCACAGGAUAGUUUUGGUGCCCAGAGAAAAGUAUGUCGAAUGGUACAUCAAGGUGUAGCCGCCAUUUUUGGUCCCAUAUCAAGUCUUUCCGCUGCGCAUGUGCAGUCAAUGUGUAAUGCCUUCGAGAUUCCCCAUUUACAGUGGCAUUGGGAUCCCCGUGAUUCGAGGGACUAUUAUUCAAUUAGUCUGUACCCCAACUACCUGACGUUGAGUGGAGCUUAUAAAGAUGUCGUCAAACAUUGGGGCUGGGACGAAUUUACUGUUUUAUACGAAGACAACGAUGGUCUCACCAGACUACAGGAAGUGCUUAAGGCACCGGAAGGUAAUACAGCCAAACUGACAGUGCGCAAACUCCACACUAUAAACAACGAUUACGUGAAUUUAUUUAAAGAUUUAAAAGAGAGGGGAGCUUUCAGAAUUAUUAUUGAUUGUCACGUGUCAAGAGUAAAGAAAAUUUUACAUGCAGCAUUAAAGGUCCACAUGGUAUCAGAAUAUUACCACUAUUUAUUUACUACAUUAGAUUUAGGGCUGGUUGAUCUAGAAGAUUAUAAACACGGAGGCGCGAACAUCACGUCGUUUAGAUUAAUAAAUCCAGAUAGACGAAGGGUAAUAGAUGUAAGAACGGAAUGGUUAUUAGAAGAACGAAGAUCAGGCAAAUCACCUUUAAUGGGACAAGCUGAAAUAGAGACAGAGACAGCUUUAGUUUAUGACGCAGUUCACCUGUUUGCACGCGCUUUGCACGAGCUGUCCCAGGCUCAAGACGUAACUACUAGUGCUUUAUCAUGUGAUAAAGCUCAAUCGUGGAACCAUGGCAACAGUUUAUUGAAUUAUAUGAAAUCGAUGAAUUUUGACGGUCUAUCUGGAAAUAUUCGUUAUGAAAAAGGAGAGCGAAUCGAUUUUACAUUAGAUGUUUUGGAAUUAGCAGAAAAUGGUUUAAGAAAGAUAGGAGCCUGGUCUAGAAUUGAAGGGGUUAAUAUCACACAGGAUUAUGCAGUAAAGAAACAAGAUCACGAAAAAGCCCUGGCGAACCACACUCUAGCAGUGGUUGUUAAACUCGAUGAACCCUACGUUAUUAAAAGAGGGGAGGGGGAUUAUAUCGGUUUCUGUAUCGACUUGUUGAAUAUGAUAGCCGAAAGAAAGAAUUUCUCUGUUACAAUACGGGAAGCUGAUGCCUAUGGUUCUCAGAAGAAUGGUCAGUGGGAUGGAAUAGUUGGAGAACUAGUUGAUAGGAAAGCAGAUAUUGGUUUAGGUGGAAUGUCUAUUACACACGAGAGAGAACAAGUUAUAGAUUUUACCAAACCUUUCCUGACUCUUGGUAUCACCAUCUUGUUCGCAAAACCAACUCCAAAAGCACCACAACUGUUUUCCUUCCUGUCGCCGCUGUCUGUAGAAGUCUGGGUGUAUAUGAUAGCGGCUUAUCUGUGUGUUAGUUUUAUGUUGUUUGUAAUCGCCCGCUUCAGUCCUUAUGAAUGGUGUAAUCCCCACCCAUGUAAUGAGAAUGCGGACGUCGUAGAGAACCAGUUUACCAUUUUAAACAGUCUUUGGUUUACCAUCGGUUCUCUUAUGCAGCAAGGUUGUGAGAUCGCCCCUAGAGCUAUAUCAACUCGACUUAUUGCCGGUAUCUGGUGGUUCUUCACGCUCAUCAUGAUAUCAUCUUAUACAGCUAAUCUGGCCGCCUUUUUAACAGUCGAACGAAUGAUUUCUCCCAUCACUAGCGCUGAAGAUCUGGCAAAACAAUCUACAAUAUCAUAUGGUACCCAAAGAGGAGGAUCAACAAUGUCGUUCUUUGCCAAUUCUAAAAUCGACACCUUUAAGAGAAUGUGGAACUUUAUGAAUUCGUCCAGUGAUAAUUUUGUGAGUAGUAACGCGGAAGGUGUACGGAGAGUGAAGGAGGGAGGAUAUGCCUAUCUAGCAGAAUCGACGGCAGUAGAAUAUACAGUAGAAAGAAACUGUGAAUUAGAACAAGUGGGAGGAUUGCUGGACUCUAAAGGUUACGGAAUAGCUACACCAAGGAAUUCACCGUAUCGGGAACUGAUAACAGAAACCAUCCUCAAACUCCAGGAGGAACAAGAGAUACACCGGUUGCACUCCAUCUGGUGGGAACAGUACGGUAAAGCCCUGAAAUGUGAACAAGCGGACAGCGCCAGUAAGAGUAAAGCGGCGGAACUAGGGGUAGAUAAUGUAGGUGGCGUGUUUGUGGUUCUGAUGGGAGGAGUUGGAGCAGGAUUUGUCGUCUCACUUUGUGAAUUUAUUUGGAAAGCCAGGAAAAAUGCCCGAGAAGAUCAGCAAACACUGUGUUCUGAAAUGGCGGAAGAGUUCCGUUUUGCCGUCCGAUGUGUAUCGUCGAAGAAACCUAGUAAGAAUCGAACGAAAGAUGUCACUGAUAAUGGAUUACAGUUCAUGCCAUUAACCGGAUACGGCCACAAUUCAGUAGGCGGAAAGGAGGUGUACGCAUGACGCGAGGCUCGAGUUUAGACCCAUAGACUUUCAUAUACCAGGAGGAAUUCUGGGAUAUAUUUACGCCAUGUUUGUGCCAUGACCAUGCUCAAUCCAGCUUCACUACUGCGCAUGCUCCUUCCAACUAAUUUUAAAUCCAUAACAAAAAAAAACGAAACACCACCGGGGAUAGUUUUGUUGUCUAUUCGUGAAUAUUGUUUUACUUUUCUUUAUGGGCAUGCGCAGUGGGAGAGCAUGUGCCGAUUUCAUAACUAAAACGUGCCUUAAAUUGUAAACAUCGCUGUUGGCUACUGUACCAUAGUAGUUAUAAUUGCUGUAGGACUAGUUGAACGAGUCUUGUGUGGGUGAAUGUGCAUUAAAUAAAAUAUAAACCAUAUAAAAAAAAAAGACAAAAAAAAAAGAAGUUUAUAUUCAGCCUAUUGACAUUGAUUGACGUGUGUUGUGACGUCAAACUUUAUCGUCGACAAUAACUGAUGACGUUUUUUGCCAGAAUCUAUGACGACAUUUGCUCACAUCAAAGAGGUAUUUUGUGACAUAAUGUUUAAUUUCCAUUAAAUAACAAAAGACAAGGUAUUUUUGUAUAUAUUACCAUUGCAUGAAUUCAGAGCCGGAUUAAGAUUUGGUGGGCCGCUAUAAGGUCCCAAGAAAAACCGGACUAAGAUUAGGUAGGCUACUUUAAAGUCCCAAGUAAGACUGUUCAGCGUUUCAUAUCGCCAUAGUAGCUGGGUUAGAUGGCCGACUGGUUAGCACGUCUUUCAUUGAACAACUGGCGGGGUUUCGAUUCCCCGGUUGUACGUGACACGUGUAGGGUGGCUUGUCCAACCUCGUGAGUUUUCUUCGGGUCCUCCGGUUUCCCCCCACGCGCAAGCGAAUUAUUAAAAUGAAAACAUUGAACCACGUGUUAGUUCCGAAAUGACCUAUUUUGUGUCAAGUGGACGUAAAACCCAAUUUCUCUCUCUGUCUCUCUACCGCCAUAGUAAUUUUACUACAAAUAUACAAAAAAGGGAAAUUAAUUAAAAACUCAACAGAUAAUUGCACGUUCUACUUUGAUUCAGAAUGCACAAAUCAGAUAACUCUUCACUUAAUCUCCGGAGAUCUUCCAGCUGAAGGAGAUCCUUGUACUGCAGCCCCCAAAACCUUAAUCCGGCUCUGCAUGGAUUUGAUUUUAUGAUGAAUGAAGGAAUAUUAUAUAAUGUUUUAUUCAGUCUUCCUAUUAUCAUUGUGUUUAUUGUAAAUUGUAGAUAGUCAAAUAUCAAUUCAUAUCCUCAUCGUAUACAAAUUUUAUCCAUACAUAUAGUUUUUGUCGCUAUUAUAAAAUAUUAUCAUGGUUUUUAUAUCGCCCCACCCCUCCUCCCACCCCCACCCCCUUCCUAAAUGUUCUUCCUGUAUAGUUAUUCUUAUUUGAAGUUUAAGUUAUUGUAUUUUAUUUGUUUGUUUUAUUAAAGGCCCAAUUCGAAAUGAAAUAUUUAAAAUAUAAAUGAUCAAAUGGGUAAUAUUCUAAUUAUAGAAACCCAAAAUGAUUAAAUGGGUAAUAUUGUAAUUAUAGAAACCAAAAAUGAUUAAAUUGGUAAUAUUCUAAUUAUAGAAACCAAAAAUGAUUAAAUUGGUAAAAUUCUAAUUAUAGAAACCAAAAAUGAUUAAAUUGGUAAUAUUCUAAUUAUAGAAACCCCAAAUAAUCAAAUUGGUAAAAUCUAAUUAUAGAAACCGAAAAUAAUCAAAUUGGUAAAAUUCUAAUUAUAGAAACCGAAAAUAAUCAAAUUGGUAAUAUUCUAAUUAUAGAAACCCAAAAUGAUUAAAUUGGUAAUAUUCUACCAAAAAUGAUUAAAUUGGUAAUAUUCUAAUUAUAGAAACCAAAAAUGAUUAAAUUGGUAAAGUUCUAAUUAUAGAAACCCAAAAUGAUUAAAUGGGUAAUAUUCUAAUUAUAGAAACCCAAAAUAAAAUCCGGAUUUAUUUGAUAUUUGAAUUGAUGUGUCUCUCUGUCUGGCAGUAUGAGCCAUUUUGACUAGUAUAUGAUUGUAAAUAACCGGUUGUAUUCUCUUGUGUUUGCAAAUAUUUGAGCCUGGGUCUAGGCCUUUAAUAUUCAACUUUAAAGAGGCAUUAUGAGAGAUUAGAUAAAUAGUUGACUGUUCGCACUAUAAUAGUUAAAAAUAUAUAACGUAAAUAGAAUAUGUUGAACAUUUCAAUCAAAUUGCUCCACUCUGAAUUUUAGGCUAGCCUUGAUCAUCAUUACUAAAGUCGGUAUGAUAAACAAGAGUAUAGUCUCGAUUAUUCACUUUCGGAUCUAAUCAUCAACGAGCGUUGAGCACCAGAUCGGAUUCAAAUCCAGUUAAAAUCAAAUGCAUAAAAUGACAUCGAGAGUCGAUUAUGGUCUGGAUAAGUUAAUUCAUAUUUAAUCAAUAAUGUAUAUAACAUUUCAGUAAGCAGAUUUAGCUCUUGAAUAAUGUAUGUUUAAUCGUUAUUGCAGUAUAUUUGGACAUGUAGUAUAUCCAAGUUUUAAUUGCAAUCUUGGUAUAUUAUUAUUUUGAGAUUAUCCGUCACCAUUAGCAACCCUUGGUAAGAAUACUGGAUACACGCGGCUUUUGAUUUGGAACCGGAUGUACUACAUCAUAUUUCUCUGGCGUUUAAUCCCAAACUGACCAGCAGUAAAUAUUCACUUGUUCGCUACAAUCACUGAUAGGGGUGAAAUCAAGUGCCUGUUUCACGAAAUUUUAACUGAGAUAAAAUCAAAAUUUUAGUAAUUUGAUUGGAUAAUAUUAGAUUGAUUUUAGUGCUUAGCCAAUCAAAAUUGACGUAUCUACUAAAAUUUGGUUUUUAUCUUUAGUUAAAAUUUCGUGAAACAGGGCCCAGCUCUCAGCAUUAUGUUUUUAUUUUGUGUAAAUUAUGCACCAUUUUGGUUUAGUACGGAUCAUCUCCAUUGUGCAGUAAUGCCAUGGUAACAGAUCCAUGUUUAACCAAGGGUAGUUAAUGGUAGUCGCGACCAAAUGGUAGGCCGGGAUGAAUAUGAUUAAUCUUAGUUUUCUCAAAUCAACGAAUUCCAAUCAUGUUUGCUUUUGCAACCUUUUUAUAAAAGGUCACGUGUCCUAUAUUGCUGUUAUAUUGUAGUUAUAUUUAAUUUCAUUUUUCUGCAAUCUGAUUAAAAUACAGAUCUAUAUUUCGUUUCGUUUUUAUUAUACUUUAGAUGGCCUACACUACAUAAAGAUCUGGCGGGUUUUACUGGAAGGUCGCGUCAGGGUUGUAAAACGGCUUUUGACCUUAUGACGUCAGACAUUGAUUAAUCAAUCAGCGUUGACGUUUCUAGUGGUUUACCCACAGUCCCGUGCAACAAACGCCAAGAACUCGCCGUAACAGACCAUUUCAUUGGCUAAUCCCUCACUUCAACCAGAACGCCGGUUAAUAUAACAACUCUUCCAGAUCCUAGUGUAGUAAAGACAAGUAAAACGAAAUUUUGAACUAUAAAAAAAAAAAAAAAAUAGGAUUUGUGUUUUAAUCAGAUUGUUUUUUCUGCUAAUGUAUUUUACGCUCACGUGGUGUAUGCCAAGUUCAACCAUUGUUAUGCAAACACGAAAUAUAUUAAAUAAUUCAAGAAUAUUGUAAGAAAGGGAGGUUAAUCUGUCAGAAUUUCUAAAUUAAACAUACAUUAUGCAAGAGCUAAAUCUGCCUUAUGCAGUUCUUUCUUUAGGCCUGAAAUGGUAUCUAAAUUAUUAAUUAGACAUUAAUUAACUUAUCCAGACCAUAAUCAACUCUCGACGGCAAUGCUAGCCUGCGAUAUUUACUGGACUAGAACCCGAUCUGCUGCUUCUGAUUAAAUCAAAAGUUGAUAAUCGAGACUAUGUUUUUUAUCGUACCGACUUUAGUAAUGAUGAUCGAGGCUAGCUCAAAAUUCAAUCGCUAAAUAUUCUGUUCAGGGUGGAUCAAUUUGACUGUAAUUUUCAGCAAAUUCCCUUUACCUUAUUUAGUAUUUAUCUAUCAUAGUGAGAACUACCAGCUCUUUAUCUAAUCUCCCAUAAUUAGAUAAAGAGCUGGCAUUACUCGUUAUAAUUGAAAGGGAAUAUCUUGAAAGUUUCAGUCAAAUUACUUCAUUCUGAGCGACGUUAGUGCUGUUUAGGAAUAGCGGAGCCUCGAUUGCCAUUACCACCGUUGUGACGAUAGUAAACAGAGUCUCGAUUAUCCAUAUUUUGAAUUCAAUCAUUAACCGUCAAUCCUGUUCAAAUCCGUUGAAAUCUCGAGCAUCCGAUGGCAUCGAGAGUUGAUUAUGGUCUUUGCAACUAUGGCCAAAUAACUAUCUAAUUAAAAAUUUAGAAAUAGGCAGAUUUAAAUCUUCCAUAAUCCAUCUUUAAUAUUAUUCAACAAAGACUAACUAAUGACAUGUUAUAUUUCAUAGUUUAUGAUGGGGUUGUUUAACAAAAUGACCAAUAUAUAGGUCAAGGGCGACAAAUCUUGUACAUUAUUCAUCAGCAUGACAUGUUUAAAUAUUUUAAUCAUGUAUAAUGAUAUUAUCUACAACCCUGAGCGAAAUCUAUUUGUUAAGACCAGUUCAAUUUUCGUCAAGGUCGCUGAGAUGUAAUUAAGGUUAGGGCACGUGAUUGUUGGCGAGAUUGUAGGUUAGGGUAAUCAUUGGGCCUAGGUCCAGGGUUAGGGUUAAUAUUAGCGCUAGCCCUGUUUACAUCUCGUGACCUUUGACCAAACUUGAAUGGACCUUAUGAAAUAGAUGUAACCUACAACCAUGCUUGAUUAAUCCCAAAUUUUUGCCGGAAAUGCAUCGCUUAGUAUCUCAUUUUUUUUAAAAUUCCAUGAACAACGGAAUUAGUCAUUCACAAAAACAAGGCCAAGGAUAUCAUGUGGUGUCAUAAUUAAACCAAUUUGAGAAUGUAUUGAGCAUUGGUUUCAAACACCGCAUUUUUAGUCUUUGGCAUCAAGUCUGGGAAUUCAUUCUCGGUGUUCACUUCAGCGUAAAAGAAGUUAGUAUGUGUGUUACGCAUGCGCUUGUAGUCAUAAUCAUAAAUUCGCGGGUAGUGCUACAUUAACUGUGCACGUGCUUUCACCCUCAGUGGCUAUACGAAUUGCCCUUGCAUGACUUUGGACAACCCGUUUCCGUUAAGUAGUCACAGUAAUGCAAUGACAGUCUUAGGCCUGUUUUUCAUGCACACGUUUCCACGGUCCCCUUACAUUUACUUAAAGUAGCUAAGUUUCUAACUCAAUAUCAUCCAAAAUCUUACACGUUGAAAAUACGAAUUAUUUGUCGGUUCAAAUCAACAUUGAUGUUGUGAUCUUACCGGGAAAAGAUGGCCUUCUGAUAUCCAAUAUUUAAGACAAAAUAAACAUUUUACAAUUGGUACACGAAUCGUGUACCAUAAUGCGUUUCAGCGCUAUUUGUAAUAAGGGACUCGAAAAACAUGGCUAGGCAUAUUCCACUAGUGAUGUCAAACGGUAACGCUAUAUUCUUAUCUGGAGAGCAUGCCCAAUAAAUACUAUCGGCGUAGACUGGAAUAACCAGACGCUAGAGAUUGAAAUUCGAUUGAGAAUACUGGCGUAUUUCAACGAACCUAACUGAUUAGGUAAAACAGUAAAAACAGAAACGAUUGAAUGUAAAUCAAUUUAUAUACAUUCAUAUUACAUUAUUGUAUGCGUUGCGACCCAUUUGUGUCAAUUCCUAGGUCCCAAAUAUUAGCGACUUAGCUCCUUUAAGCUAGGUCCCCACUGUCGUGCGCUGCGUUGCCAUAGGAUUGUCCCUAUUGAGUCCACGAUCUGGUACGUGCAGAAACGUUGGGUUACGUUUCGAUAUGGUCAACACGACUGCUACGCUUGACCCAAAUAGACCUGAUAGGAUCCCCACGAUUACUCCACGAUUAAAACUACGAUUUCAAUCGUAGAGCAAAUCGUAAUAGUAAUGGGAACCUAGCAUUAAGACCGACUUGUUCGCGCCGGCGAAAACGUCGCGAAAAGAAAAUGCGUACAUGGAAAACGGACCUUAGAGAAGAACUUACGCUAAUUGUUCCCCUUGUAUACAGCAUACUUGGACCAAAGGGUCGAGAGGUUAUAAUCUGUAUAUCAUCUUAGUAGUAAUAUAGAUUGUGGGGGCGUGAAUAUAUAUAACCCCCUUUCAUCAACUUCCAGAUCAUUACCCCCCCCCCUCCUUCUUAUAUCCCCAUAUUAUAUUAUAUUUUAUCUUGUAUCCUUAUUUUGUAAAAAAAAAAUGAUUUCAUUCAAUCACCAACUUCCCAUCAUCUAAUGAUUUUGUAAAAUGUCAAAUGAGAGAAAUAAAGUCAGUUUUUUUGAAAAUA